UUAUAAACAAAAAAUGUCAAUUUUCCACAAAAAUCUUUUUUUAAACUUUUCUAAACCCAUUCAAAACUGCAGACAAAGUAAAUAAUGGCUGCAGUGAUUUCCAGACUAAAACCAUACAAAUAUUCAAUAGUAUGAGUUUCUUUUGAGUGUGUUUAUCGUCAUGUUAACCCAAUCCCUUGAACUAAAUCCUCCCCAGCUGUCCUGUAAAUGUGUCAGAGUGAAGGCUCUGGCUGUUCGUGGCUUUCUGUAGCAACGCUGUAACUUUCGGUCCUGGAAUCUGUGUCAGAGUGGGAUGUGUGUCUGCAUUUCCAUCUUUGCGGAGCUCCGCCCCGUUAGCGCUGCAUUUCCACUGUUAGCCCAGCCUGGUAGCUGGCUGCCGGGGUUAUCAUGGCCAUGUCGCAGGCUCUGUCUGAAGAGGAGUUUCACCGCAUGCAGGCUCAGCUGUUGGAGCUUCGAACGCAGAACUACCAGCUGUCGGAUGAUCUCCGCAAGAACACUGCAGAGCUGGGCGCGCUCCGGCAGAAAAAUGGCCUUCUGGAGAGAGAUUUGGUCAAAGCGCAGAAGGCUUUGAAUAAAAGCAAAAAAGCUCAGGAAGUGGACGCGCUGCUGAGCGAGAAUGAGAUGCUUCAGGGGAAACUCCACAGCCAGGAAGAUGACUUCCGGCUACAGAACAGCACGCUGAUGACGGAGCUGUCCAAGCUCUGCACGCAGAUCGAGCAGCUAGAGAAGGAGAACCGAGAUCUAAAGCAAGAAGGAGGAGCUUCUAUAUCCAGCCCACCACCUAACUCCGCCUCCAGCCCCAUGGAUGGAGAAUUGCUCCGUCUCCAGGCAGAGAACUCCGCCCUGCAGAAGAAAAUGAAAGCUCUCCAGGAGCACUUUGACAGGGAGCUGCAGAGGCAGACGGUCGCCCACGACAACCAGCAGGACGCCACAGAGUCUGAUGGAUCAGCCGGUGCCAAUGGAGAGUCUGAAGUGAGCGGGGAGGGGUCGGUGGGCGACAGUGCCGGUGAGAGGGGGGAGAAGAUCCAGCUUCAGCACAGAGACAAAGAGCUGCACGGCCUGUCAGAGAAGAGCAUAGAGAGGAGUGUAGAACUGGAGAUGGCACUGAACACCGAGCAGGAGGAGAAGAGGCUGCUGAAGGAGCAGAUCCACAGUCUGGAGGCGUCCAAACAGGCCGAAGUCGCCAAACUCCAGGAAGAGAUGAUGAAGCUGUCUGACAAGUUGAAGAAGAAGCAGGAGAGUUUUCAGCGCCUGCAGGCGGAGAAGGAGGUCCUGUAUAACGACAGCAGGACCAAGAUUGAUGAGAUCAACCAGAGGAAAGAAGAGGAGCUGAAGGCUCUGAACACAUGCAUGCAGAAGCUGCAGACAGACCUGACGGGGGCCAAUCGGACCACAGUGGAGCUGAGAGAGCAGCUGCAGAGCAGAGACCGGGAGCACCAGGAGGCUCUGCACAACCUGAAGGACCAGGCGGCCACACAGAGCGCAGUCAGUCAGGAGCAGGUGGAGAACAUUCUGCAGGAGAACGAUGCUCUGAGGACUAAUCUAGCUGCUCUAGAACAGGAGAAAUCUUGUCUGAGGGCUGAACUGUCUGCUCUUCAGCAGAUCCAGACGGUGAAAACGCAAGAGAUGAACCUCCUUCGAGAGCAGCAGGAGGCGCUGACGGCCGAGCUGCAGCAGCGGCGAGCCGAGCAGGAGGCUCUGAUGGCGCAGAAAGAUGACCUUAACUCUCAGCUGCAGGAGAUGAGCUUUGCCAACAGAAAGCUGUUGGAGCAGUUAACAGAAGAAGGACUGGAAAAGGAGAGGCUGCUGAGAGAACUCGAUGAGGCCAAGAAGACUGCGGAGAAGCGGAAGGCCAUGCUGGAUGACAUGGCCAUCCAGCUGAAUCAGGAGAAGUCUGACCACAAGGAGGCGCUGUCUGACCUGAAACUGCAGCAUGAAAAGGAGGUUCUUGCUGUUAGAGGUCGCUACGAGAAGGAGCUCAGGGGGCUUCAUGAAGACAAGAACCGCUCUGAGGAGGAGAUCCGACAGCAGCUUCGAGAUGAAAAGGCUCGGACGAAAGAACUGGAAGGUGUGCAGCAAAGGGUGGAGGAACUGCAGGCUCAGCUUCAGUCAAUGGAGGGGACCAGAGGAUGGUAUGAGAGACGGCUGAAGGAGGUGGAGGAAAACAUGGAGAAGGCGGCUCUGCAGCACCAACAGGAGGAGGAGGAGCUGCGUAAAAAUCACAUACUACAGCUGGAGGAGAAGCAGUCAGAGAUGGAGGAAGUGAAGCAGCAAAUGGAGGAGGUGAAGAAGCAGAGGGAUGAAAACUGCAACAUCAUCGGGACGCUCAGACAGGAGAUAAAAGACACGGUGGACGGUCAGAGGAUCCUGGAGAAAAAGGGAAGUGCAGCGCUGAAGGAUCUGAAGCGGCAACUGCAGCUGGAAAGGAAGAGAGCAGACAAACUGCAGGAGAGACUCCAGGAGAUCCUGACCAACAGCAAGACCAGGACAGGUCUCGAAGAACUGGUUCUGUCGGAGAUCAGCAGUCCCAGUCGGACCCAGCAGACCGGAGACUCGUCCUCUGUGUCGUCCUUCUCCUACAAGGAUAUGAUGAAGGAAACCCAAUCCUCCAGCCAGAACAAGUCCGGAGGUGGCAGUCCUCAGUCCCAGCGUCCCGCAGAACUCUCUGAUGACGAGGUGGGCGAGCUGUUCCAGCGGCUCGCUGAGGUGCAGCAGGAGAAGUGGAUGCUGGAGGAGAAGGUGAAACACCUGGAGGUGAGCUGCUCCUCUAUGGCGGAGGAUAUCUGCAGGAAGAGCGCCAUCAUCGAGACAUAUGUGAUGGACAGCCGCAGAGACGUGUCCAGCAGUGCAGUGGGAGGACAUGGAGGCUCUCAGGGAGACAGAGGAGGUCUGGGUUCGGUCCUCAGAGAUCUGGUGAAACCGGGAGAUGAGAAUCUGAGAGAGAUGAACAAGAAACUGCAGAACAUGCUGGAGGAGCAGCUGACCAAGAACAUGCACCUGCAGAAGGACCUGGAGCUCUUGUCCCAGGAGUUAGUCAGACUCAGUAAGGGCAGCGGUCCUGGAGGCAGCGGCAGCACAGCCGGCUCUGGAUGAGACUAUCUCCUGGAUCCAUUUCAUCUUGUUUUUCUAUCUAAGCACUCCCACUCCCUGCAUUCAUCUGCUGUUGUGGGGUCAGUCUACUACCUGAAGCUGAUCUGCUUUCACUGCUUCAGUCUAACAUUUGGAUGUGACAAACUGACUCCGACUCAAAGAUGUGAAACAUCUCGGUGUCGCUCUGUGGAGAGGAUUCUGGAGGUGCAGGGGCAGGAUGUCUCUCAUUCAUGUGAUGAUGUUGAAUGUACUGUACGUAGACUGCACCGUUCUAGGAUCUAGAAACUUCUCAUGACUGACUUAACUCCUCGCUUUGUCUUAAAAUGUUGUCUGUUGGACCUGGCUAUGUCCUGAAGUGUGUUGCCUGUGUUCUUUCUGCAGCAGAUUCUCAGGGUGUGUCCAUGACCCAGAUUGGCACUUGGCGCGUAGACCUGAACUCUUGCGCCUGUCACUGCAUUAAACAGAAAACACUAUUGCAUGGUUACUAUGGAAACGGUUAACUUACCAUGUGACCAAAACUAGAGAUUAUUGUUAGAAGUGAAAUUCUUUUCCAUGUUGACCUGCUGUGUGUUUUAGUGCUUCACAGAUGUUGACUGAAUGGGUUUUAAAGGCAGGACUAACCUCUGCUGACGGGACGGCUGUGAUCAAACUGACCCGAUGCUCGGGUACCUGCUUACAGUCAGCGGCUUCAUUGGGCCUCCGGUGUUUUCAGGUUUCCUCCAUGCUGCCACAGCUGUGGCUCUGACAUGCCCAAAUCAGAAAAGAAAAAACCCUCUCAAGAGCAACGUUUUAAGGGAAACACAAUGAUGCAGGACUGGAACUGGAUGAUCCGGUUCUGUUAGCAGUCACGGCAGCUUCCUCUCACCACUGUGGUCCAGAGGAUUCCACAGAACCGGAUGUCUAGAACGUGUGUUCCCUAAAGGAGAGGACAGAGGUACAACUCAUGUAGUAUGGGAUGUCACAGAGCCAGUCGAGGGAAUCCAGCCCAGUCCUGCUGCCUUGGGCUUCACCUGAGCUGUGGCUGCUGUCAUCCAGACAGGUUUGGGCUCUGCAGCUCCACCUCUGACUUAGUUCCUAAAAACCCUUUUACAGGCCCACGGGAUCUGCUGGUGUAAGCCUGUACCCGUCCCGCCGCAGUUCUGAGUCAUGAACAUGCGGAACAGAGAUGAGCUUCAGUCAUGUUGAUGAUCUCCAGAUGUGUGUUGGGGUUUCUCACAUGUUUAGUGCUAAAGAUGAACAUUGUUGUCCGUGUGUGUCGGGCCAUGUCUAUAUCCCGGAAUCCACCGGUCUUCCAUGAUGUCUGCGUCUAACUUCAGCGAGGCUCAGACCGUCAUCCGGCUCCAGACGGCCUCCUCCGUGUUUGCGCAUCAGGAUUGUGGAAGCUCCUGAAAGUCUGUGUCUUACAUGACGCAUGUCUGCAGUCUUCCUGUCCUUCAGACAUUUUCCCAUCCUGCUGAGAGAAGCAGCUGACCUGAUACAGAACGGCUUCAUAAACCUGUCAAUCAUCUGGCUUACAGUCAAGCAGCUCAGUGCUGGGCUCUGUCUAAACCUUGGGUUUCAGGAACUCUAAAUGCACUACUUGAUGUAUUUGAACACUUUCAAUGUUCUGGAGAGAGACGGCAAAGAGGAUAAGCAGCUUUCAGCUGCAGAGCUUCAGCUCCACUCCAGCUCUACUUCCUGCGUGAAGAAGCUGAACUGACCCGUGACCAUCCUUCUGCCUGCUCUGCCUUUGUUCACGGACCUCUCUGUGGUCUCAGACUUGGACGCCUUGGACUUAAUGCCUGUAACAGCCGUGUUUGGAGUUUGCACCCCCUGCUUUGUUUUUCUGUUUAUGGACCAAUCCGCUGUUCAGAAAAAAAAUAUUUUACACAAAAUGUUUUAUUUAAAAACUCUGACCUCUGCAGUGGUGAGGAGCUGUCUCUGUUUUAUUGUUCAUGUCUGUACAUGCUGUGAGAUGACUUGUAAAUGUGCAAAGAAUCCCUCCUAUAUUUAUGUCUGACAAAAUGACGCUAAUUAUUGGAACUGAAAAAUAUAAAGUGCUGUCUAAGACUGA
Molecule: messenger RNA, 5143 nt
Organism: Oryzias latipes (Japanese medaka)
Lineage: Eukaryota; Metazoa; Chordata; Actinopteri; Beloniformes; Adrianichthyidae
Gene: gripap1
Product: GRIP1 associated protein 1
Biological process (GO): regulation of modification of synaptic structure; regulation of neurotransmitter receptor transport, endosome to postsynaptic membrane; regulation of recycling endosome localization within postsynapse
Cellular component (GO): postsynaptic recycling endosome; glutamatergic synapse; extrinsic component of postsynaptic early endosome membrane
Source: RefSeq, a predicted model, not a curated record